AUGAAGAAAGAAAUGAAAAUUUUUGAAAACAGUCCGACUUGUGUCAUUGGUAAGAUGCUGUUACGAAGUUGUAUCUUAUUAUUAUGUACGUCUUUGGUUAAAGGGGGAAUAGAAGAUAUUCGUACGAAGGAUUCGAAAGGAAAAUGCAUUGGCAACAUAGUCAAAAAGUAUUUCAAACGUAGCAACACCAUAAGUUUGGUUCACAUGGGAAAUCAUAACGAGCUUGUCAAAGUGUUGAACACAAUGCAAUUGAAAACAAUAAUAUCGCGGAGUCCGCAAAGUAAUAUGACUAUACUGAAUGAACACUACGUAAUUGAUGCAAACAGUUCUACGUAUUUUAUAAAACAGUUCAGAUAUCUUGUUUAUGAAAGACGCUGGAAUCCUACCACGCGAUUCUUAAUUCUUAUAAAAAACCUCAACGUACACGACCUUUAUAAUGUAUUUGAUAUUUUACUAAGGUAUCACGUCAUCAAUAUACUUAUCCUGAACAGCACUGCGGAUCCUGACAUCUACACAUACAAUCCAUUCGAGAACUUUGGAUGCGGUCGACGAUACGAUAGAAUUAUUGAUUUGGGGAAAUGUUCUAAAUCGUAUACCAAAGACCUGUACCCUGACAAACUAAUAACUGGCUUAAGGAACUGCACUUUCAAUGUGGCGUCAACACAUUGGCCACCUUUCUCUAUAAAAAGGCCAAUUAAUAGUACUUAUAUAAUGGUCGGGAUAGAAGAGUAUAUAUUCAGAAUAAUAAGCCAACUAGAAAGUUUCAAUAUUAACGUAACUUUUAUCGGUGAUGGAGAAAAAUUCUCGACAAUAUCCGAAAAUAUGUCAAUUGAUGGACCGUUGAGUUUUGUACAAAAUGGAGCCGACAUGGUAUUUGGUGGACUGGUGUUAGUGGAGGCAAGGACGGACAUGUUUGAAUUCAUAUAUUUACACCUGUUGGACCAAGAUUCGCUCGUGUACCUGGUGAAGAAAGCAGGGCGUGUGCAGCCUUGGAGAAACAUGUAUUUGGUAUUCCAAGUAGACGUCUGGUUAACGUUAUUCCUCAUAUUUCUAUUGUAUUUUCUGCUAUUCGUUUUAUUUUUUCGCCCUAAGGAUAAAUCUUGGGUUGUUCUGAAGAUGCUAUCAUUCAUGUUUAGUAGCGGCACAGGUAUUCGGGGCAGCUUUUUCAAGAGAUCCAUAUUCAUAGCGUGGGUUUGGUGUUCUUACUUCUUCAGUAGCUACUAUCAAUCGACCUUCUCGAGUGUCACGACCCACCCAUUAAUGGAACAUCAAAUCGCUACCGUGGAGGACCUGGAAAGAUAUAAUCUGAAGUCUUGUGUGAGUGAAACCAUAUUAGACUACAUAGAGGCAACGUUACAUGAUAAACAGCGGUUUGAAACACUUGAACAGUGUAAGUUAUAUUUAGACAGCAUACAAUUUGUCAGUCAGUCGGAGCACGAAUAUUUUACGGUUGUGCAUUUUCAUAAAUACCAAUAUUAUAAAUUAGACUAUUACAACGAAUACGGAGAGGAAACGAUGUACAAAUUAGACAAACCAAUUUACAGUUCCUUGAACUGCAUUUACUUCUACAAAGGUUUCCCAUUUAUCGACAAACUUCAAAUGUAUGCGUUGCGAGUGAGAGAAAAUGGUAUGAUCAACGCUCACAUGUCACGACUGUAUAGGGAGUUCCAAAUACAUUAUAAGUUUAAAACCAAGGAUAGCAAGGAGUUAGAAGUUCUAGUGCCGUGGGGUAUAUUAGGAUUAGGAUCUUGCCUGUCGACUCUUGUAUUUGUGGGGGAGAUUUUAAUUAAGAAAUUUAACGAUAAAAACAAGUCUAAGUAA
Molecule: messenger RNA, 1821 nt
Organism: Danaus chrysippus (African queen)
Lineage: Eukaryota; Metazoa; Arthropoda; Insecta; Lepidoptera; Nymphalidae
Source: the annotation of a GenBank genome assembly